CUGCGAAGAAGCCCCAUCGCUACCACGCCCCCAACUACACACGCGAGCACCGGGCUGCUGUGUGGAGCCGGCCGUAGACAACACAGCUGGGAUCAAAUGCCAUAGAUGCGUACAGGCUCGCCCAUUGCCAGCUACUCUCACGACAAAACCUAACCACCACUUGCUGGCGUCUCAGAUGGAGAAAAGUGCUGAGGAGCUAAACCUCUCGUUCCUGCUGGAGGAUGAGCGAGAGAUGAUCCUCAGUGUCCUGCAAAAAGAUGAGAAACUGAGGAAAAGAGAAGAGAAGAGAAUACGGAAGCUGAAGAAUGAGCUGGUGGAGAUAAAACGUAAAGGUUUGCGGCGCCCCCAGGAGGUUGGGGAGCGUCAAUGCGCCCGCUGCUUGAAGAGCUUGGGCCUGAUUUUCGAUCGUGGGGAGCUCUGUGCAGAGUGCCUGGAACGUGUCUGCAGCACCUGCUGUGUCACAGCCCCUAGAGGACGGCACUGGAUGUGCUCAGUCUGCGCCAAAGUCUUAGAGCUGAAGGUGGUGACAGGAGAAUGGUUCCUGGAGGAGAGGUCCAAACGGUUCAACCAGGGGACGGUGCUCAGCAGUGAUGUAGUCAAACAGUCUAUUAUGAGCAGCCCAGCAGAAAGUCCACACAGGACGUCUCCAGUAUCAGGCCACAUUGUCCACACACCUGACCGUCCGGACACACCCAAAUCAGGAAGAAGUGCUGUGAGGAACCUGGUGGGUGGUCCCAAGAGGAAAGCCAAAGGGUUGCUGAUGGAUAAGAGGGGCAGCUGUCUCAACCUGAAGCCAGAGAAUGGGGUAGAUUGUGGGAAUGUGUGUUUUGUCCCUGACACAGACACGCACAGUGUACACAGCAACCGCUCCACACCUCAGUCACACAGGGGUGUUGUGGCUCUGGAACCUUCAGGGUUACCUACUGUACCCAACAACCUGCGUUCCCAAACCCUGGAGCAGCACCAGUCCCCUACACCCAGCCGCAAGAACAGGAGGGUCAGGCCGGAUGGAGCAGAGAGUGUGACAAGUUUCUGCUCCAGUGACAGCGUGUUUGACAAGAUGGCAGACUCCGUCUCCAGGCAUGGCAGGACAGAGUCUGGCACUGCCACCCCAACCAUUGCCGUCUCCAGGGCUUCAGUGUCGUCAGAUCGUAGUCGUUCUGAAGUGGACCUGUCUGUUCCGGGUUCUGCUAGUGAUGAGGCUCUCAGUGUGAGAAGCCGAUCUGUCCCUGGGCUCAAUGACAUGGAGUUUGAAGAUGAGAAAGACGAGGACAUUGAUGCUCUAAUAUCAGCACACAGCAAAGCCACCAGCCGACGUGUAAGCAGCGCUAUAUCUACGUCUUCUACUCCCGGCUCAGAGAGAAAAUGGGGCUGCCUCAGUUUGCCUGGCGACUCGGACGCAGAGACUAGCAGUCUGAACAGUAUCAUGAGUAUGUACAGUGAAACUGGUGACUAUGGCAACGCCAGCGUGAGUGGAGAGCUGCUGUUGAAUAUUAAUUACAGCUAUAAGACCGGUGCCCUCAAUGUCCUGGUGAAGGAGGGUCGCAACCUGGCCACCGGGGAUGAGAGGAGGCAACGAACAGACGCCUACGUGAAGGCUUAUCUCCUCCCAGAUAAGUCUCGCCAGAGCAAGAGGAAGACCAGCAUCAAGGCCAACACAAUAAACCCUGUAUUCAACGAGAACCUUAGGUACAUCAUCAGCCACUCGCAGUUGGAGACACGUACGCUGCAGUUGUCUGUGUGGCACCACGAUCGCAUCGGACACAACAGCUUCCUGGGGGAGGUUGAGCUGACCUUUGACUCCUGGGAAUUUGCCACCAACUUGGAAGAGUGGUAUUCCCUGCAGCCCAAGAUGGACAGCAAGAUGGAUUCUACACUCCAGUAUAAAGGAGAGCUGACUGUGGUUCUGAAGUACAUCCCUGCAGAGAAGAACCUCAUGCUACCACUGGACCAAGUCCAAGUGAAGAAAGGCUUUCUGAAAGGGAAGAAAACCAGCAUCAAGCUGCCCAAAGGAGGCAUGGUGGAACUACUGGUGAAGGAGGCCAAGAACUUGACUGCUGUAAAGUCUGGAGGAACUUCGGAUCCAUUUGUGAAAGGGUAUUUGCUGCCUGACAACAGUAAAUCUACCAAGCACAAGACAGCUGUGGUGCGACGCACCGUAAACCCCCAAUGGAACCACACAUUUACUUACUGUGGCCUGCAGGCCGGAGACCUGAAUAAUGUGUGUCUGGAGCUCACAGUCUGGGACAAGGAGGCUCUGGCCAGCAACGUCUUCCUGGGUGGAGUCCGGCUAAAUGGAGGGACAGGCCAUAGCUAUGGAAAACAGGUGGACUGGAUGGACUCAUUUGGAGAAGAACAGAGGCUAUGGCAGCGCAUGGUUGACAACCCAGAAGUCCCCCAGGAGUGCACACUGAUGCUGAGGUCCAGCAUGUCCAAACACAACACAUGACAUGUUGAGGAAAAAAGGUGAAUAAGACAUGAGUUGGGAAAGAAACAUCAGGAAGAGGAGAUGGAGCACUCUUACUUUUAUUCUUUCCUUUUCUAUGUCCAUGUUCUGUUCCAAUUCCUGACCCUUGAACCCUAACCUUUGAGCUACCCUGAUCCUGUGCUGAGUUUUGUGGUCCUGUCCCUGAUAAAGGGGAAACCAGUCAUGCCUUUGGUACUAGGGAUGUGCUGAGUACUCAGAGAAUCUGUACUAAGGGUGUGCUAUGUACUCAGAGAAUCUGUACUAGGGAUGUGCUGAGUACUCAGAGAAUCUGUACUAAGGGUGUGCUAUGUACUCAGAGAAUCUGUACUAGGGAUGUGCUGAGUACUCAGAGAAUCUGUACUAAGGGUGUGCUAUGUACUCAGAGAAUCUGUACUAGGGAUGUGCUGAGUACUCAGAGAAUCUGUACUAGGAGUGUACUGAGUACUCAGAGAAUCUGUACUAGGAGUGUGCUGAGUGCUCAGAGAAUCUGUACUAGGGGUUUGCUGAGUACUCACAGAAUUCCAAACAAAUCCAGCACCUUCUCACUGUAACAAAAAAACUGAGCUGGUUCAAGUGUGAUUAAGUCUGCAGCUUUUUUAGAUACUCAAACACAUCCUUAAAUUAUACAUAACAAUGCUCUAUUAAUAAUAAUUUUCUGUCUUGGAGAAAGCAUUGUUUGCUUAAAUUCUACUAUUACUAAUGCCAGAAAUGGUUUCUGAAUGAAAUAUUGGUUAUUAGAGGAUAAAAUGACAAAUGUAAAAGUAAAUGCUAAUUGUACAAAUGUUUUGUCAUAGUCUGGGUGUUGGAAGAGAAAUGCUUUGCCCCUCUCUAAAGUGAAAAAGCCAUGGGUGUUAGGAGAGAACUAAAAGUAGCUGGCAGACUAGCAUUAUUUAUUUGCAUGUUUUGUUGGAAGGGCUAUAAGAAUGAGUCGUGUUAAUAUGCCAUUUGGGCUUUUUAUGGAUUUUUUUACUUCGAAACACUCUUAAACGCAGUUUCAGGUUUUUUCCGAUCAAAGGUAUGUGGUUAUGAGUAUCAACAUUGACAAACAGAUACAAUUACGGAUACAAGUAUGAUGAGAUAGGCAAACCACUAGUACAUACCCUGCCCUCCAAAAGCAUCCAGCCAAGAUCAAACACUGCUACCACUACGACUACUACUACCACUAUGAUGACGACUACAACGACUACUUCCACUACGAUGACGACGACUACAACGACUACUACUACCACUACGAUGAUG
This is a messenger RNA of Esox lucius (northern pike), 3706 nucleotides long. RefSeq names its product synaptotagmin-like 5 (gene sytl5). The transcript has 17 exons. Gene Ontology annotation, molecular function: neurexin family protein binding; small GTPase binding; phospholipid binding. Lineage: Eukaryota; Metazoa; Chordata; Actinopteri; Esociformes; Esocidae. The record is from RefSeq and is a predicted model, not a curated record. Gene Ontology annotation, biological process: intracellular protein transport; exocytosis. Gene Ontology annotation, cellular component: plasma membrane; exocytic vesicle. Bases 176 to 2449 code for a protein of 757 amino acids.